AUGGUCAAGGGCCCUGGGGUAGAAGAGAGUAUGCCACUUCCUGCUCUCAUUAACUCCAUCCUCAGUGACUUAGCCAGUCCCUGCUCCUGGCCUGAAGCAGAGAGCAGACUGUCCAAGUCAAAGGUCCCUCAGGCCCAUCACCAGGUCAGCAUCAAGGUCUCUCUUAAGGACGCUGAGAUGAAAACAGCAGAAGAGCCAACCUCAAGUCUUGGGCAGACCCUGGAGUGGCUGAGAAAGGAGCUGGCUGAGAUGCAGGUCCAAGACCAGAGACUUCUGCUCACGCUGAAGCAUCUUCACAGUGUCCUGGAGGAGCUGCGUGCAGAGAGUGCCCACUGGGAGGAUACCAGAUCCAGUGGCGGGACCUCCCCCAUCAGACUUCGAGCAGGCUCUGAAGGCAGGCAACACCAGCCCUUUUCCUCCAGGGGCCUGGCCCAGCUCCUCCAAGGGGUAGACAGCAGACGAAGCUCCCUCCCUUAA
This is a messenger RNA of Kogia breviceps (pygmy sperm whale), 477 nucleotides long. It is a transcript of the gene C14H20orf202, whose product is annotated as chromosome 14 C20orf202 homolog. NCBI's taxonomy places the organism in Eukaryota, Metazoa, Chordata, Mammalia, Artiodactyla, Physeteridae. The record is from RefSeq and is a predicted model, not a curated record.